AUGCAGGAACUUUGGUUUUUCAAGUUUGAUUGGGACGAGAGUCUGCCUGAGGAUCUAUUAGAUCGUUGGAAUAGUUAUUAUACUAGCCUGUCAGGGUUAGAAGAGAUUCAGAUCCCAAGGUGGACUGGUCAAAUGAGAUCAAGUUUGGGUUAUGAACUUCAUGGGUAUUCUGAUGCUUCAGCCAAAGCGUAUUCCGUUGUGGUAUAUUUACGUAUUCUUCGAGAAGAUGACGAUCUGAUUGUUACUUUACUAUAUGCCAGGUCUAAAGUAGCUCCUCUUUUACCUGUGAGUAUCCCAGGACUUGAUCUUUGUGGUGCUCAAUUGCUAGCCAAAGCAUUACGCUUUUUAAUUGCUACCAUGGGAUUUGAAAAUGUACCCUUAUAUUACCACACCGAUUCUACAGUGGUAUUGGUCUGGCUCAGCAAACAUCUUUCUACUUGGUGCACAUUUUUAUCCAACAGAGUGCCUCAAAUCCGAAAGUGUAUUCCACUAGCAAGAUGGAGACAUGCUCCUACGGAGGACAACCCUGCCGAUUGUUCUUCCAGGGGUCUCUUACCUAAUCAGUUAUUAAGUCAUACUUUAUGGUGGCGAGGUCCUCCUUGGCUAGUGCAUCAAUCCUCAUUUUGGCCGACAUCUAGGGUGUUAUUGCCUGUUGGCGUUGUCCUCGAGCCGAAAUCUUCGGUCAAAACUUGUCAGCUCGCUCACCAUUCUGUCGAUGCGAAGCAAUUUCUCACUGAUCUUGCUGACAGAAUUGCAUCUUGGCCAAACUUGAUUAGAGUUAUAGCCUAUUGUCGACGUUUUAUAGAAGAUGAGGAUCUGCUGAAGAGCCUUGCUCUAUCUGCAUCGGAGAUUAAUAGGGCCUCUUUAUGGUGUUCACCCUUGAAGACCUUGAACCUAUUUCUGGAUGGUUCGGGCGUUUUAGGUUUGGGUGGUCGCUUACAUCAGGCUCCUAUUAGAUAUGAGGAAAAACAUCCUGUAAUAUUACCUAGUCAUCGUAUUAGCGAACUCAUUGCUCUACACGCUCACAUACGAUUUAUGCAUGGUGGGAUACAGCUCUCUUUAUAUACUUUUCGUCAAGCGUUAUGGAUAAUCGGAUCCGAACUCUGGCUAAGAGUUCAACAACUUAUGGGUAGCUUGCCUGAUUUUAGGACAACAACUUGUGGGCCAUUCACUCAUACUGGGCUUGGUUACGCUGGUCCCUUCUCUGUGCGAUUUGCUCCAGGUAGAGGUCAGAAAAGAUAUAAAGGCUAUGUUGCGCUAUUUAUAUGUUGUGUGGCUCGUGCAAUUCACUUAGAAUUUGUGUCAGACUACACUUCUCAAGGAUUUUUAGCAGCUUACCAAUGCUUUAUAGCUCGUAGAGUUUUUGUGCUAGCCAUCGACAGAUUACUCAAAAUGCACUCGCUGGACUGCAGAAAGCUUGUUCAAAUUUAUGAAGAUGCUUAUGAAGUUUUGCAUGAAAAUGCAACAAGUUCUGAAGUCGCCUACUGGACACAUCAGUGUACGCAAGAUAUUCUCACAUCCAAAAACCGAAUAUUUAAGAAACUGGAUCAGAUGCUGGAAAUCCAAGUCACACCAACGAAAUUAUAUCAAUUACCGAAGAACUACGAGAAGCUGGAAUUAUAUAUUAAUGGGUGCUUAUCAAAAUUCUCAUCCUGUGAAGGAAAUUAUGAUAUGAAUAAUAAGAGACUGUGCAAAGUAGCUGAAGCUCAAGAGCAGUAUGAUGCUGUGAAUCUGAAUAUGGUGCAACAUAUGAUACAUCCUGAACUUGAGACUAUAUAUGAUGUUAUAGCUUCUUUGUGA
Messenger RNA from Belonocnema kinseyi, 1800 nucleotides. RefSeq lists its product as uncharacterized. NCBI's taxonomy places the organism in Eukaryota, Metazoa, Arthropoda, Insecta, Hymenoptera, Cynipidae. Gene Ontology annotation, molecular function: nucleic acid binding. The record is from RefSeq and is a predicted model, not a curated record. The transcript is spliced from 5 exons. Bases 1 to 1800 code for a protein of 599 amino acids.